UUUCCCUGUCCUAUCAAAUCCCAUUGUGAACAUGUCUGCUCCAUCGACAUCCGCAGCAGCAGCAGCAGCCCCGGCUGAAGAGAAGGUCUUCUACACGUCCGAGCGCGCUGGCAGCGACGAGUCCGGCGACGGCUCUGAGGCAAAGCCCUUCAAGACGGUCAUGCAGGCCCUGCGUGCAGGUGGCCCGGAUGCCAACGUCGUCAUCUUCCUCGACGGGCAGGCCGCAGACGGCCCCCGCUGGGACAAGCUGUCGGACUCGCAACUCAAGAAGCAAAAGAAGAACUUUGCCACCGAGCUCAAGAAGGCCGACGCCCGCGCCAAGAAGGACGCCGAAGACGCCGAGAAGCGUGAGAAGGCCUUGGAGGAGGCCAGCAAGAUCAAGAUCACCCAGAACAAGGAUCUUCCUGCUGCCAAAACCAUCAAGCUCCGUGACACUGUUGCCCACCGUGGCACCCGUGUCAAGGUCCAGGGCUGGCUGCACAACCUGCGCCGCCAGGGCAAGGACAUGAUGUUCCUCGUUCUGCGCGACGGCACUGGCUACCUCCAAUGCCUGCUUACCGGUGACAUGUGCCGCACGAUCGAAGCUGUCAAGCUUGAAACCGAGUCCACUGUCUCUGUCUUUGGUAUUAUUAAGGAGCUUCCUGAGGGCAAGACGGCCCCGGACGGCCACGAACUCGCCGCCGACUACUGGGAACUCAUGGGCACUGCCCCUGCUGGUGGCCUCGACCACGCCUUCAACAAGGAGUCGGAUCCCGACGUGCUGUUCGACAACCGCCACCUUGUGCUGCGCACCGACACGUACUCCAAGAUCCUCAAGCUGCGAUCGGUCGUCACCCAGGCCUUCCGCGAGCACUUUUUCAACCGCGGCUACUUUGAGGUCACCCCUCCGACCCUGGUCCAGACCAUGUGCGAGGGCGGCUCGACCCUGUUCAAGCUCGACUACUUUGGCAAGGAGGCGUACUUGACGCAGUCGUCGCAGCUCUACCUCGAGACGGCCAUUCCCGCUGUUGGUGACGUCUUUUGCAUUGCGCAGUCGUACCGCGCUGAAAAGUCGCGCACUCGUCGCCACCUGACCGAGUACACGCACAUUGAGGCCGAGUGCCCCUUCCUCGACUUUGAGACGCUUCUCCACAAGCUGGAAGACCUUGUUUGCGACGUUGUGGAGCGCGUGCUUGCCUCCCCGUACGCUGGUCUGCUCAAGGAGCUCAACCCCAACUUUAAGGCCCCCAAGCGCCCCUUCCGCCGCAUGGAGUACAAGGAUGCCAUCGUUUGGCUCAAGGAGAACGACGUCCGAAAGCCCGACGGCACCUUCUACGAGUUUGGCGAGGACAUUCCGGAAGCCCCCGAGCGCGCCAUGACGGACAAGAUUGGCGAGCCCAUCCUGCUCAUGCGAUUCCCCCGCGAAAUCAAGGCCUUCUACAUGCAGCGCGAUGCUGGGGACCAGCGUCUCACCGAGUCCGUUGACAUGCUCAUGCCCGGCGUCGGCGAGAUUGUCGGUGGAUCCAUGCGUAUCUGGAACCUCGAGGAGCUCGAGGCCGCGUACCGUCGGGAGGAGAUUGACCCCGCAGAGUACUACUGGUACAUUGACCAGCGCCGAUACGGCACGUGCCCGCACGGUGGCUACGGUCUUGGUCUUGAUCGCUUCCUCACCUGGAUGUUCAACCGAGACCACAUUCGCGAUGUCUGCUUCUAUCCCCGCAACAUUGAUCGCUGCAAGCCUUAAGCGUGAGGCAUUCGGACUUGGUUGAGUGUGGCGCAUGGCUUCUUUUUUUUUUUUUGGUUGAAUGUCAAAGAGAAAGUUUGCCAAAGGUUUCAAUUGUUCAGCUUUGUCAUUCAUUGCGUGAUGG
This is a messenger RNA of Capsaspora owczarzaki ATCC 30864, 1847 nucleotides long. Its product is annotated as nars-prov protein. Gene Ontology annotation, cellular component: cytoplasm. NCBI's taxonomy places the organism in Eukaryota, Filasterea, Ministeriida, Capsasporidae. Gene Ontology annotation, biological process: asparaginyl-tRNA aminoacylation. The coding region runs from base 32 to 1723 and encodes 563 amino acids. Gene Ontology annotation, molecular function: asparagine-tRNA ligase activity; nucleic acid binding; ATP binding. The record is from RefSeq and is a predicted model, not a curated record. The transcript has 6 exons.